UGAUAUAUAUAUAUAUAUAUAUAUAUAUAUAUAUAUAUAUAUAUAUAUAUAUAUAUAUAUAUAUAUGAAUAUAUUGCGGACACUAGCUAACGUUACUUUGGAAGUCGAAAUGGCUUCACCAGCUUCACACAGCAGGUCAGUUAUAUUUGCCAAACGUAACAUUCUGUAUAACGUUGCAGUGAGGCAAGGCCGUCUGUUGUUUUCAACUAAUGACACUAUCUCAGAUGGCCAGAGGAAACCAUCCCCGGAGAAACGGUGGAUGAAAAGUCAGAAGAACUCUCCCCGUAGUGAUCACCUGUCCUGGGAGGAAAGGCUGGCCGAUGUGGUCACCCCUCUGUGGAGGCUGAGUUAUGAAGAGCAACUCGAGAUCAAGCAAAAGCAUCAGCAAAGGAUACUCUCUCAGCUCGCCAGGCAUCUCACAGGGGACCCACAAGGCUCACCUGUCAGGGGUAGACCUCCCUUCCCCGUCUUGCCUGUUCUGCCCUCGCCAGUCAGGGAUGGCUACCGCAACAAGUCCACGUUUUCUGUUAACAGAGGAGUGGAUGGAAACCCAAAGACAGUUGGUUUUUACGUGGGCACGGCCCGGAAGGGCGACAUUGUCUGCGUCAACGGAGACCACCUGCUCAACAUGCCGGAGAAGCACAAACUGGUAGCCCGGUGUUAUCAGGACUUCCUCCGCCUCUCGCCUCUGGAGCCCUGCCUGCUGUUCCACAGCGGGGGUCACUGGAGAGAGGUCACAGCCAGGACCAACGCAGAGGGCCACACCAUGGCCAUAGUGUACUUUCAUCCACAGGGGCUCACCCGAGAAGAGGUGGCGGCCCACAAGGCCGACCUGGUGGAAUACUUUACGCUGGGGCCGGGGUCGGUCUGUCAGUUGGACUCGCUGUAUUUCCAAGAGAGCGCCAUGACUCGCUGCACUCACGAGGAAUCCCCCUACCAGCUCCUGCAUGGUCAGCCACACAUAUACGAAGAGGUGCUGGGCUACAAAUUCCGCAUUUCUGCCGAUGCCUUUUUCCAGGUAAACCGGGCUGCUGCUGAGGUGCUGUAUACCACCGUGAGACACCUGUGCUUCCCUACCCCCGAGGAUGGUGGAGGAACAACAAAACCCGGUGGCACUCUCCUGGAUGUGUGCUGUGGGACGGGGGCCAUCGGCAUCACCAUUUCUCCCAGAGUGGACCGAAUUAUUGGUAUAGAGCUCAUAGAACAGGCAGUGGAAGACGCUCGGCACAACGCAGCUCUAAAUAAAGUACUGAACUGCGAGUUUGUCGCCGGGAAGGCGGAGGUCGUGCUUCCUGCCGCCAUGUCCCAGUUGAGCGCCGCAGGUGGAGGCCCCCUUGCAGCUGUGGUGAACCCUGCUCGAGCUGGGCUGCAUCACAGAGUGGUCCGAGCUUUGCGAAACCAGCCCGCCAUCCGCAGGCUGGUCUACGUGUCCUGUAAGCCCGAUGGGGAGGCCAUGAGGAACUUCCGGGAGCUCUGCUGUGCUCCGGACCCCCGGAAGAAAUUCUGGGGAGAUGCGUUUUCACCAACUCUGGCUGUGCCUGUGGAUAUGUUCCCACAUACUCCCCAUUGUGAAGUGGUGCUUCUCUUUGAGAGGUAGCACGUGUAACCCGACAACAACUACAUUAUUUCAAAAACAAAUUGGGCCUUAAAUAAUGAUAUAUGCUAAAUGACACCCGCGUUCACCCACACAGGCGUAUUUUACAUUUUUGUUUCAGUACCGUGGUCCUGUGAACACAUGUUUUUUGAAAAUCUUGUGAUCAAUCCUGUGAAUAAAAUGUCAGAAAAUCGAGUACAAGGUGUUUUAAAGUUGCUUGU
Messenger RNA from Pungitius pungitius (ninespine stickleback), 1815 nucleotides. It is a transcript of the gene trmt2b, whose product is annotated as tRNA methyltransferase 2 homolog B. Gene Ontology annotation, molecular function: RNA binding; tRNA (uracil(54)-C5)-methyltransferase activity, S-adenosyl methionine-dependent. NCBI's taxonomy places the organism in Eukaryota, Metazoa, Chordata, Actinopteri, Perciformes, Gasterosteidae. Gene Ontology annotation, biological process: RNA processing. The transcript is spliced from 2 exons. Bases 65 to 1597 code for a protein of 510 amino acids. The record is from RefSeq and is a predicted model, not a curated record.